AUGGAUAUCGAAUUACCCUCUGACUUUGAGGGUAAAAGAGCUUCAUGUUUACAUUUUGACGAAAAUAGCCCAGGAAAAAUACUCAAUGAAAAGAUACAGUAUAUAACUCAAAAUAUAAAUGUGAAAAAUCAAAUCAUUGAAUUAGAAAAACUUAUUCAAUGGUAUGGCCUUGAAAUACAACAAUUAACAGAAAUUAUAGAAAUUAUUUUAAGUGGAAAAUAUGAUGACGAGGAUACUAGAAAAUUUAUUAAAUUCCUCAUUCCACGCACAAAAGUGCCUAUUAAAUUGAUAAUAAAGAUUUUCGGAAGUCUCGGAGAUAGAAAUAUAAAGCUUAAAAUUCAGGUUCUUUUACUUCGUUGGAUUAUUUUGGUUUAUAAUAUUUUAGAAGACCAUUCAGAAUUGUAUAAAUUUUAUGGUGUUUUAUUUCAUUAUAUGGAUUAUGACACGUUAAGACCCUCACUUUGCCAUCUUUUAUGGCUUAUGACUCAACGAGAACACGUAAAGCCAUUUCGAAUACGCAAAAUAAUAGAAUUACAAACACGAGUAGGACCCGAGCCUCAUCUUCUAGGACUAUUAAAUCUUUAUCAAAAUUAUUCUCCCGCUUUGAUUACAACUCGUGUUUCUACUACCAAAAGUAUUGUAUUUAAGUGCCCAGAUAUAGAAUGGUUUCUUCUAUUAAAUCAAGUUUAUAUUAGGUGGAAUAAUGAUGGAUCUUUACUGAAUCCAAAUGUAACGAAUAAACGGAGAAAAUUAGAGAUUUCAUCGUCAAAUACAAUUAGUGUAUUCAAUACUUUUCAAAACACAAUUGACAUAAAUGAGAUAUCAGAUGUUAAGCAUCUCGCAUCCAUUAUCGAUAAAAUAGAAUUUCCAAACCAUUUAGUUUCUAUUUUAAUGGAAGAUCGAAUAUUACAGCAUAUUUUAGUAUAUGAUCCCAAAGAAAUUAUUAUUUUAAGAUCAAAUUAUUGGAUUCAUUUAUGUCUUAUGGAAUCUGUAUAUUUGAAUGAUUGUGAGACGCGACUUGAUGAUUUGUUGUUUAAGUUAGUGACAAUGACUGAAUUCUUAAAGGAACUUUUUCCCGUAGUUCAAGAAUUUAUGAUUAAAUAUAUCCCUUCAUGGAAUGGAAUAGCGCAUCAGAAACAAAUGUUUAAGCUUUUGGCUUAUAUCAGGCCUGGAUCUUUUAACCCCACUUGGAAGGCCAAAUUAAUACAUUGUUAUAAAGAUUUAUUAAUAUAUUGGAUUUCACUUUAUGUAAAAAGUCAAAAGUCAGAACAAGAGUAUCUUGGUGAAAGUUCAAUAUUUAAAGAUGGUAUUAAUAUAACGGAUAUUCAAGAUUUUGCUGACUAUAUUAUCCAAAAUGUUCUUAAUGUUGAAAAUGAUAGUAUAGAAAUACAACAUGCAGUACUUUCUUUUAUUGAAAACUUUGCAGUUUUACAAGUUGAAUAUUGUUGUUGGGAUAGAAUAAUAAUUCCUUCGUCUUCACUUAUAUAUCGAUCAUUCUUUUCAUCCUCGGGAAUGGCUUUAUCAAGAACUUGUGGUUUCAUUCGAGAUUAUAUUAAAUAUUUCAAUUCGUUUGCUAUUGAUAUAUGUAAUUGUUUGUGGAAAAAUCGUCCUUUUAAUAAGACAGAUAAGGACGCGAGAGGAUUUCAUAUAGAAGAGUGA
Messenger RNA from Diversispora eburnea, 1659 nucleotides. The record is from the annotation of a GenBank genome assembly. Lineage: Eukaryota; Fungi; Glomeromycota; Glomeromycetes; Diversisporales; Diversisporaceae.